AGUGAACUGACGAAGAAGAAGCAGGAAGUAGUUUCAGCUUCUCAGCUGGUUUCCUGUUCAGACAGGAAACCAUAGGUCUGCGUUCGCUGUGACACCUGAUUGGCUCUUAGGAAACGUCAUCUUCGCCUGUCACUCGACUUCCUGACAGGAAGUCCUUCACCAGCCCGUUGACAGAGUGAGACACGACGACCAACCGGCCCCGACGUCUCCUCAGCGUCCGACUCGGAGCUGAAGUGUGUCGUGAGGGUCGUUGUACGUCUGUGAUGCAGCACAGACCAGCUGUCUGUCGUCCUCCACCUGCUCGCCGCUGCUGCUGUGAGCUGGUCCAUGAGAGGAAGUGGUGCCCCCCCUGAGGGCGGCGGGGCUCCGGUCCUCGGUCCCCGUCAGGCCUCGUACCGCUGGCACCGGUACAGGAAGCCUCGGGGGAGAUCCGACCCCCAGCCGGCUCCCGAACAGCUAUUGGACAGAUACAAGAAGAGAACAUCUGGUCGGCCGGCGCCGAGGGCGACCGACACGUCCCCUCCAGAGGUCGAAGGGCUCAGCGCCGCCCCAAGCGACCGGAGCGGUGACCGAUCCCACGACGGCCCGGCGAGGCCCGGCCCCCUGCGCAGGAUCCUCCCCUACCUCCGGUCCGUGUCUGAGCCCGGCACCACCACUGGUCCGGAGAGGACGGCGCUCAGGAAGGCGGGAUCGGACGGCGACCGACGAAGAGCUCCCGCCCUCAGCAGCUUCAUCCGCUCGCUGUCCCGGAGGAUCGGCAGAGUCGUCGGGGCGGAACCUGAACCUGACGGAGCGGAGUCCGACGUGAAGGGUCCGCCCGCCCACCGGUUCUCCUGCGGUCAGAGUCCGUACAGCGACAGCGCCGCCUGGGAGAGGAAGUUCUGCAUCCUGACCGACAGCCAGCUGGUCCUGCUCACAAAGGACGAUGAGGCUGCAGGCGAGGCUCAGGACAGCCCGUCAGACUCAGCAAAGGGUCGAAGUCUCCGCAGGACGGUCAGCGUCCCAUCAGAGGGACAAUUCCCAGAGUUCCAGGUAGAGGGCGCCAACAUGCUCGAAGUGUCUUCGGAGCGAUCCCCGAGGAGGAGGAGCAUCUCCGGCCUCGGGAGUUCGGAGAAGAGUGUCGCCGUCGACAGUCCAAACUCGUCGCCUUUCAAAGUGCCGGGGUUCUUCAGUAAACGUCUGAAAGGUUCCAUCAAGAGGACGAAGAGUCAGACCAAACUGGACCGAAACACCAGCUUCAGACUCCCCUCGCUCCGACCGGCCGAACCCGACAGGUCUCGCGGGCUUCCCAAGCUGAAGGAGUCGUCGUCCCACGAGUCCCUGCUGAGUCCGGGCAGCGCAGUGGAGGCUCUGGACCUGAGCAUGGAGGAGGACGUGCUGGUCAAACCUCUGCACUGCAGCGUCCUGGGACAGGAGUUCUGCUUCGAGGUGACGUACUCCGGAGGCAGUAAGUGUUUCAGCUGCACUUCGGCCUCAGAACGAGACAAGUGGAUGGAAAACCUGCGGAGGACGAUUCAGCCCAACAAGGACAACUGUCGCCGGGCGGACAACCUGCUGCGGCUGUGGAUCAUCGAGGCCAAAGACCUGCCGCCCAAGAAGAAGUACUUCUGCGAGCUGUGUCUGGACGACGUCCUGUACGCCCGCACCACCAGCAAGACCCGGCACGACGGCCUGUUCUGGGGCGAGUACUUCGACUUCUCCGGCCUGCCGGCCGUGCACAGCGUCACCGUGCACGUGUACCGCGACGUGGACAAGAAGAAGAAGAAGGACAAGAACAACUACGUGGGCCUGGUCAACAUCCCGGUGUCGGGCGUGACGGGCCGGCAGUUUGUGGAGAAGUGGUACCCGGUCAGCACGCCCACCACCAGCAAGGCCAAGGGGGGCGGGCCGUCGAUCCGCAUCAAGUCCCGCUACCAGACCAUCUCCAUCCUGCCCAUGGAGCAGUACAAGGAGUUCGCCGAGUUCGUCACCAACAACUACACCAUGUUGUGCUCGGUGCUGGAGCCCGUCAUCAGCGUGAAGAACAAGGAGGAGAUGGCCUGCGCCCUGGUCCACAUCCUGCAGAGCACCGGCAGGGCCAAGGACUUCCUGACGGACCUGGUGAUGUCAGAGGUGGAUCGAUGUGCCGACCACGACGUCCUGAUCUUCAGGGAGAACACGUUGGCCACCAAGGCCAUCGAGGAGUAUCUGAAGCUGGUGGGACAGAAGUACCUGCACGACGCGCUCGGCGAGUUCAUCAAAGCUCUGUACGAGUCGGACGAGAACUGCGAGGUGGAUCCGAGCCGCUGCUCCGGCGGCGAUCUGUCCGAGCACCAGAGCAACCUGAAGAUGUGCUGCGAGCUGGCGUUCUGCAAGAUCAUCAACUCGUACUGCGUGUUUCCUCGGGAGCUGAAGGAAGUGUUCGCCUCGUGGAAGCAGCAGUGCGUCGCCCGUGGACACCAGCCGGACAUCAGCAAGCGUCUGAUCAGCGCCUCGCUCUUCCUGCGCUUCCUCUGCCCCGCCAUCAUGUCGCCGUCGCUCUUCAGCCUGAUGCAGGAGUACCCCGACGACCGCACGUCCCGCACGCUCACGCUCAUCGCCAAGGUCAUCCAGAACCUCGCCAACUUCACCAAGUUCGGGAACAAGGAGGAGUACAUGGCCUUCAUGAACGACUUCCUGGAGCACGAGUGGGCGGGGAUGAUGCGCUUCCUGUCGGAGAUCUCCAACCCCGAGACGCUGACCAACACGCCAGGCUUCGAGGGCUACAUCGACCUGGGCCGCGAGCUGUCGGUGCUGCACGCCCUGCUGUGGGAGGUGGUGUCGCAGCUCGACAAGGGUGAAAAUUCCUUCCUGCAGGCCACUGUAGCGAAGCUGGGCCCGCUGCCGAGGAUUCUGGGAGACAUCUCCCGCUGCCUGGUCGCUCCGACGCCAGUGCAGCAGCAGCUGCGGCGUUUCCAGGACCACGGCUCCGCCCACAACAUGAGCGGCAGCCUGUCAUCAGGGUUACAGAGAAUCUUUGAGGAUCCGGUCGACAGUGAUGUUCGCAGCCUACACUCUCCGAGCGCUGAGCGGAUGGAGGGUCAAGUUCGGGGUCAGCGCCCCCUGCUGGCUCCGGAGGAGAGAGACGACCUGCUGCCCAACGGACGCAGCGUCUCGCUAGUCGACCUGCAGGAUGUCCAGAACCUGCCCGGCGCUGCCCCGGCGCACCACGAGGCCCCGCCCCGCCUCAGCAGGGCGGGCUCCCAGGCCUCCGUCGGACACGCCCCGCCCCUGCUUGUCCACCCUCACUCUAACCCCCUGACCCCCCAGCCGGCGUCGCACCAGAUCAGGGCGGCGGCCCGGGACGCUCAGCCGCAGAGCGCGCCGCAGGUGAGGCGGCCUCUGCACCCGUCCGUCAGCGUACAGCGCAGCCUUCAGCCGCUGUCCUUCCAGAACCCCGUGUACCACCUAAGUAACCAAGCCCACAGCCUGUCCACACGCUCCGCCCACUCGCUGCGGCAGGACUCCAGCUCGGAGAACCUGAGCACGGAGAGUUCCCACAACAGCCACAGCAACUCGGACGACUACGGCAGCCAGGUGGGGGUCAAAGGUCGGGUGGCGUCCAACAGCAGCCUGGACGAGCUGGGCAGCAGGCGGAGCAUGCAGAGCGAGGAGUGCUCCACGGCGCGCCGCCACGGCCCGCCCGACCUCCCACCGGGCACCGCCACGGCAGUCGCCAUCCCCCGACAGAGCACGACGGCGGGCACUGCCCACAUCGUCAAGGUGGAGCAGCAGAGCAGAGGAGGGGGCGGAGCCAGGACGCCACUCUCCCUCACGCACAGCACCUCGCUGCGCAGCAGCAGCAGCAGCGCCAACACCGAGCCAACGCCCACUGCCGGCCUCAUCACCCGCCAGCAGCCGUCGACCUGCUCCGCGGAGAACAUGGCUCCUCCCCCGAGGGGCGUCACCAAACAGCCACAGCAGGGGGCUUCUCCGGCGGACGCCGUGGUGGUCGCGAUGUCUCCGGUGGAGAGGACGGCGGCCUGGGUCCUCAACAAUGGCCAGUACGACGAGGAAGGGGAGGAGUCAGGAGGAGGAGAGAGGAGCCGAGAGGAAGGGAGGAACGCAGAGAAGUACGAGCAGGAGAUCUCCCGUCUGAAGGAGCGCUUGCGGGGGUCGGCGCGGCGCCUGGAGGAGUACGAGCGGCGGCUGCAGACGCAGGAGCAUCAGAUGCAGAAGCUGCUGCUCGAGUAUAAGAAGCGUCUGGAGGAGAGUGAGGAGCGACUGAGGAGGCAGCAGGAGGAGAAGGACGCACAGAUGAAGAGCAUCAUCUGCAGACUCAUGGCGGUGGAGGACGAGUUGAGACGUGACCACGCCGAGAUGGCGUCUGUGAUCGAGGCCAAACAGAAAAUCAUCGACGCUCAGGUCAGUAACGGAUGUGAAAUAAACCAAACAGGCAAGUGACUGUGGCCCCGCCCCCUCCCCCACCAUGCACCUGUCACGGUGAUGGACUCUGUCGACACAGGAUGUAACCUAAUCAACAUGAUGUCAUCAGAUUAUCUGAUGACAUCAUGUUGAUCUGGACAGAAACACGUGACCUUUGAACCUUUGUUUCCUAAAACGACCGUCUGCUGUGAUUGGCUCUGAGCUCGUCUGGUUUCUGUUUGGCUGCUGCCCCCCCCCCCCCGACCACCACAGCCUGUCUUUAAAAAUAAAACGAUGCAACGGCGUCGAGUCACAGGUGAAUCUCACUUCCUGCUUCAGUCUCACUUCUUUUAUUUAGUUGGUUUGAUGUUUGCCGCCCGCACACUUCCUGUUUCCUGUUUCCUGUUUCUCAGCUGUCGGCUCAAAACCACACAAAACAGAUUAAAUCGAAAUAAAUAUAACCAUUAAUUUAAAUUCGUAUGUAACUUUAUCCAGUCAAGUAAAUGUUUUUAUCCAUUAAAUAAACCUCCAUAAAUUAACUUUCACUAAAUCUGAUUUCAAUCAAAAUUAAACUUUUUCCAUUUAGUCUGAGAUUUUUUUAAAUUACAUUUUAAAUGAUUAAAUAAUGGAUCAAUACUUUAUUUAUCAUCACUUAAUUUAAAAGUAAGACGACUUUCAAAAUAAAAUAAAAGUUUAACUGUUAAAUUUUAAAUCAUUAUGAAUUUGAAUCUAAACCUUUAUUCCUUAAAUUGACUCGAACAAACGAACUGUGACCCGAAGAAGAAACGCCGACGUCGGAAUAAUCCAGGGAUUAUGUAUUUUAUUGAUUGUGAUGUUGUGGUUUUAACCCGACGGUCGUAUCGUCAUCAGCCCUCCUCUUAUUCUGAUAACUGUCAGUCUGACUUCCUGUCCCGCCUCCCUCUCGUAUCC
Molecule: messenger RNA, 5313 nt
Organism: Scophthalmus maximus (turbot)
Lineage: Eukaryota; Metazoa; Chordata; Actinopteri; Pleuronectiformes; Scophthalmidae
Gene: rasal2
Product: RAS protein activator like 2
Exons: 18
Coding region: 328-4422 (1364 amino acids)
Biological process (GO): regulation of GTPase activity
Source: RefSeq, a predicted model, not a curated record